UCUUCACUAGAUCUAUCAUCUGAGGGAAUCAAGAUGUUGGCUCUUCUCAUUUUAUCUGCUCUAGGACGGGAUCACAGAGCUGAUGGUACAAGAAAUACGCUUCCACUGGAUAUGGCGCCAAAUUCGGUUGAUGAUCAAUAUGAGGGUUGUAGAGAGAAAAUGGCAGACUUGGUGAAAACAAAAUAUCUGCAGAUGGAAAUGAGUAACUCAGAACUGUUUAAGAACACUUGGCAUGACGCUGAAAAGAAAGCCAACAAUCCAGAGGAUGAUUUGAAGCAGAUUCAUUCAGUCGCCCUUUAUGUGUACACUAACAACAAUUCUAAUGUGUUUCGUGACUUUAAUAAUGCUGUUCGUGGUGAGAGACAAAAGUACAAAGACAAGACAUUUACAUGGUAUUCACUUCACUUUCUGUUAACAGAAGCGACACACAUUCUGAAGAAAACGCAAAAUGAUUGCUAUUCAACUUAUCGAGGUACUACAGUUGAAUUCGAUAAGGACUCUCUCAACAAAGAGAUUCGUUUCGGCUCAUUUACGUCCUCCUCUUCGGACCAAGCAGUAGCGAAUAGUUUCGGACCUAGAUCCUGUUUUGAAGUUCACACUUGUGAAGGCGUUUCUGUGAUAAAAUACUCAAAGUAUCCCGAUCAGAAAGAGGUGCUGAUUCCUCCGUAUGAGAAGUUCAAAGUCACUGCCGUCAAGACAAAAGGUCAGAAAGGUGCUUGGUGUGACACCGUGUUCACUUUGAAAAGCACUGGGAGAGUAAGUAACAGUAACUGUGGUGUUGUUGCAAAAAUAGUUCAAGACAGGCAGAAAAUUUUAAUGAUUAAAUCUUAAUUCAAUUUUCCAGUUUACCUGCUUUGUCUUCAUGGUCUUUCACAUGUAACGCUGUGUAUGUAAAAUGAAUAGGCAAAAAAAAGCAUGCUUUAACACUCUA
Molecule: messenger RNA, 931 nt
Organism: Puntigrus tetrazona (Sumatra barb)
Lineage: Eukaryota; Metazoa; Chordata; Actinopteri; Cypriniformes; Cyprinidae
Product: ecto-ADP-ribosyltransferase 5-like
Exons: 2
Coding region: 34-831 (265 amino acids)
Molecular function (GO): NAD+-protein-arginine ADP-ribosyltransferase activity; NAD+ poly-ADP-ribosyltransferase activity
Source: RefSeq, a predicted model, not a curated record